Molecule: messenger RNA, 447 nt
Organism: Rhizophagus irregularis DAOM 181602=DAOM 197198
Lineage: Eukaryota; Fungi; Glomeromycota; Glomeromycetes; Glomerales; Glomeraceae
Source: RefSeq, a predicted model, not a curated record
UAAAUUAUGUCAACACAAUUUCUUUCAAAAUUAAGUCAAAAUUAUAUUGAAUUAUUGGAAGAUAAUGAAUACUAUGAUAUUACAAUUGAAGUUGGUGAGGAUCCUGAUGUAAAAAUUUUUCGUGCACAUAUAAAUAUUUUAUGUUACCGUUCUCCAUAUUUGCGACGAACUUUAACUUCUAGUAAAAAAAAUAAGGAUAAUGUUCUAGCCCAUAUUAAGUUACCAAAUAUAUCACCUGAAGUCUUCCAAAUUAUUUUAAAGUAUAUUUAUGGUGGUAUUCUUUCAUUAAAUGAUCAUGACACUACAGAAAUUUUUAAAGUUUUAUUGGCCGUGGAUGAGCUGCUUCUUCAGGAACCAGUUGAUUAUUUACAAAAAUAUUUCAUUGAAAAUAAAUCUGAAUGGAUGGAACAACAUUUUGAACUUAUUCAUAGAACAAGCUUUCAAUCA